GAGUUGAUUUCUUAUUUUAAUGUUAUAUUUUAGGAAUAUCAUGUUAGUGAUACAAUAUUCCUAGAAUUUAAGAACAAUGCAAGAAGAAAUUACAAAAGGAACUUCAUUUUAAGCCACACAUUCAAUUUUUAAGAGGUAAGUUUUGAAUUCUUUUGUGAAAGAAAAGGAAGAAAAAGAUGAUUUGAGUAUAUAUUCUUAUCCAAUUAUGUCUGUCUGUGAGCUAUACACCUUUAUAGGGGGCCACUAUUGUUUCUUUUUAGUGGUUAAAAACAUGUAUGCCCCCCUCCAUUGCUCGUUAGAUUGAAUUUGAACACCAAAAAUCAAUCAAACAUGAGAAAAGGACCAUUCCUUUUGCUCCUCAUCUCCCUUCUUUGCCUCUGUCUCCUUCCAUUUUGUCUAUCUGAAGCCCAUUUCACCAACAAAGCUUAUGAUCCUUACAAGCACCUGAAGCAGGGGAGGCCCAGAAAAGAUUUGCAGGACAGUAAGCAGAUAAACGUUGGAGCUGCAACGAAGGUGAUGAGAGCAAGAGGAGUUUAUGGCGGGGGGAACGACAUUCAUAGGGGGCACUCGAAGAAUGAUGCUAACCCUUUACGGAUCAAAUCAACUUCUUCGUUGCUGUGGGAUGUUUCAUGUGGCUUCUUUAGUUUAUGUGUUCUUCUUACAGGUCUGUAAGUGUUGGCUCUGUUGUAGCAGCAGCAGAGCAGUCGAGUGUUAUAUUCUGUAAUGCUUUGGACCUUGUUCAUGGGCAAUGUUAGUAUUCGAUAACUCGACUUUGAAGCUUCAUACCGCUUGAUUCUCCGCA
Messenger RNA from Cucurbita moschata (crookneck pumpkin), 802 nucleotides. RefSeq lists its product as uncharacterized. The coding region runs from base 331 to 672 and encodes 113 amino acids. The transcript is spliced from 2 exons. The record is from RefSeq and is a predicted model, not a curated record. Lineage: Eukaryota; Viridiplantae; Streptophyta; Magnoliopsida; Cucurbitales; Cucurbitaceae.